GUCAUCGACUUUUAACACCACAUCAACACUCGCUUUUCACUCCGAUUUCUCACCACUUUGCGAUUUCAUUUCGAACACAUCUUUUGCAUCAUUAGAGUAUAUCUUGAAUACAAACCAGAUCGAAGUCGUAUUUUUCAUUUCACCCCCCCAGUCAUAACCGCCCAAUGAAACUGCAAGACAUCUCCCUCACCCUCCCCCACAAACCCUCAGCCACUCUGCGCAUCUCCGCCCUCUUCCCCGGGACAUCCUCCCCGGACUUCGCAGACUCCCCAGACAUCGCAGCUUUACCACCCUCAUCAACCCUCCUCGUCUUCCUCAACGGCCUCAUCCUCCCUCGCUCCUCCUGGUCCGAGGCCAUCUCCCGCUUCCUUCGCAUCCGCAACAAGCAGCGACGGUCUUCUACUUCGUCCAAUGCUUCGUCAUCUUCUCCCUCCAAUACUGGACCCAAAGCAGGAACCGGGACUGUGUCUAAAAACGGUAACGGCAACAACGCAUCUGCGGCGGUAGGAGAGACAUGUGAAAAUGGGAUACUACCCGAAAUCCCCAACAUCCUAGCCUACGACCGCUUCGGCCAAGGCGCCUCCUCCCCCGACCCAUCCGAUCCCGAUCCGGCCGUAGACGACACUCCCUACGGCCACACACCAGAGGACGUAGUCGACGACUUCCACCAGUUGCUGCUCCUAGUCUCUCGCCAAUUCCUGUCUCGGCGGGAUCUGAAAGAGCUGGACGUGGUGAUAGUAGCGAAUAGCAUAGGCUGCCCCCUCGCGCGGCUCUACAACGCUCGCUACUACCCUGAUGUGCGGGUAGUCGGGUACCUCUUCCUCGAUUCAAUGAUGGCCAAUUCAGACUUUGUCUCCGUGUUUCCCGAUCCGGAUGCGCCUGGGUUUGAUCCCGGAAAAGAUUUGAAGGAGGGGGUGGAUGAGGAAGGGCUGAGAUGGACGAGGAGGAUGUUUAGGGACAAGUUUCAUCCGAGGGUGGGGAAUCCUGAGAGGUUGGAUAGGAGGGGGUUGAGGGGGUUGUUGCCUUGGGCUGAUAGACCGAAGCUUAGGUUGCCUGGGGAGGGUGAAGGGAGUGAGGAUGAUGGGAGGGAUGGGGAUGAUGGGAAGAAGCAGGAUAAAGCGAAGAAGGAAAGUACCAGAACGACGACGAAACGAAUCACCAGACUGAGGGUGAUAGUCAUCGGUCACGAUUGGGACGUCUUUGCUGAGCAUAACGAAAAGGUCUGUUCCUUCUCCUUCCCAUUCCCCUUCCCCUCCCAUUGUCCAAACUACCUACCACCUUCUACCCGCCAAACAGUUCUUCUCACACCAUCACCCCCCUCCACAUUUACAGGGCCCAAUGUCCAUCCCCAAAGCUGUCAUCAACGGGUACAUGAACCCAGCCUGGCAGCGGUAUAACGAGGGGUUGACCCGUCUAGCGACGGUUGACAGUGACAGUGACAGUGACGAGAAUGUGGUUCCGGUCAAGAUUGCGAAGGGUUGUGGGCAUUUCAUCCAGAAGGACGAUCCGGAAUUGGUGGCGAGGGAGGGGAAUUCGUUGUUGAGGGGUCUUGGGUUAUAAAAGGUGGGUUUGGAUGGCGUUUGGGGUGAAGGAUUGGGCGGAAUGCUGACUGUUAGAGGUGAUGCUCGGGAUGCACGGGAAGUGCUAUGGAUAGAAAGCAGCGAUCCGCGAUCAUGAUUCAAGGCUCAAAGCUGGCCGAAAUGGACCCGUGGUAUACAAGACACCUCAUCUACUCCCUUCCUGCCU
Molecule: messenger RNA, 1746 nt
Organism: Neurospora tetraspora
Lineage: Eukaryota; Fungi; Ascomycota; Sordariomycetes; Sordariales; Sordariaceae
Exons: 1
Coding region: 165-1397 (410 amino acids)
Source: RefSeq, a predicted model, not a curated record